AUGGUGACAUCUGGACAAGGUAUAACGUAUGAAGAGGAAGAUUGUCCAAUCAUACAAGAAAUAGAUAUCGUAUCUGGAGAAGGUAUAACGUUUUUAUCCGACAACAUCAAGGAACUACUUAAUAGAUUACGAGUAAUAUUAGCGGCAAUGAAGGAAGGACAUCGAUCGCACAGACAAUUUAAUGAAGUAAAUUGUAUAUUAACAAGACUCCUAGAAAAAGGAAGCUACGAAUACAUAGCCAUUAACGAAUACCUAUCUGAAUAUGGAGGAAGUGUCAAUGCUAAAAACAAUAUUGAAUUCGACGGUAAUUUGAAUCUGAACAAAAAAAAAUUGAUAUUAAGAAAUAAUAGUCAAGUUGAUUUCAACGUAGAAAAUUCAUUGAAUGCGUUACUAGGAUUUGAUAAACAAAUAUACACCCAAUCCACUUUAGCACCACACAAAGCUAAUAUCGAGAAUGAUAUCGAUGUGAUAAAUAUACAUUGCAAUUUGAUAAACGGUGGAUUUUUCCAUAAAUACAAACGACAGAUUAUUUACAGUCUUCCAACAUUCACUGUACCGAUAGGAUAUAGAAUUAUAGAGAAACCAAGUAGGAUAUUCAAACCAGACUUUUGA
Lottia gigantea (owl limpet) is the source of this 612-nucleotide messenger RNA. RefSeq lists its product as hypothetical. Lineage: Eukaryota; Metazoa; Mollusca; Gastropoda; Lottiidae. The record is from RefSeq and is a predicted model, not a curated record. The transcript has 2 exons. The coding region runs from base 1 to 612 and encodes 203 amino acids.